AUGCAGAAAUCCUACAGAAUCCACACUGCCAGCUCCCGGGAAGAGAGGAAGCUGAGACAGCUGAAAAUCCCGGGUGUACCUUCCCACUCAAUGGAGGUGAUCAAGCAAGAUGUGUCUCAGCUCCAGAUCCCUAUGCUGCCGUUUCACAUACAAGCCACGCUGGAGGCAAGCUCAGGAACCCCAGGCUCCUCCUUCUCCUGCUAUGCAGCCAUCAAUCGCCGCGACAGCCCAGCGCUCGCAGGUCGGACUCACACACCCUCCUGCGGGAUCUUCUGGCGGGGGAGGAGGAAGCCUCGGACCCCGGCGUCUGCCCAGUGCACGGACUGCGCGCACGCACCGGGGCGGAGCUGGGCAUCCGGGCGGUGCGACCCCGAGUCCGGCCCGUGUUCCCAGGCACGAGGCGCACUUGACACCCCACGGGCGGCCCCCGCAGCUCCAGACCUCACCAACAUUCCAGAACUACAUCAUAAGGACGACAGGAUGGACUGGUGGCGAGGUGGGAGCUGCGGGCCGGUGGACUCUGCCAGGAACCAGCCGUGCUCUUUCCUUCCCAGCCAGGCCAGACCCCGUGUGCUUUGUCCUUGGCACAGAAGAUGCACCCUGAACCUGAAUAUGAUAUUACUCAUCUGAAUGACAGUUCAACCCAGGAUGCUUCUGGUCAGGCAUCAUUAGGCCCUACACCCAGGUUGAGCCCAGCAUGGGGCUUGAAUUCACCACCCUGAGAUCAAGACCUGAAUUGAGAUCAAGAGUCAGGGACUUAACCAAAUGAACCACCCAGAUGCUCCAAGAG
This is a messenger RNA of Mustela lutreola (European mink), 790 nucleotides long. RefSeq lists its product as uncharacterized. The record is from RefSeq and is a predicted model, not a curated record. The transcript has 5 exons. Lineage: Eukaryota; Metazoa; Chordata; Mammalia; Carnivora; Mustelidae. Bases 1 to 630 code for a protein of 209 amino acids.